CCGGCUUGUUGCGUCUCGUAGGAGACGGCGGUGGCUGGAGGCAGAAUGGCGUCUGUCUCCUGUGACCUAUGACGGCUCUUGCGGAGCCCCGCCCACUGGCUUCAGGAAGACGGACAGGUGGUGACUGAAGAGAGAACACCAUGAAAGAUAAAGAAAUAAAGAGGCUGCUUUUUGCCAAUGUCAUCACUAUAUUUUUCAUUAUUCUCACAACUGUCAUUCCUGCUUUGUUUUUGGAGAACUUUUCAAUCUUGGGAACACAUCUGACAUGGUUGUGCAUCUGUGCAGCGAGUGUUGGGACUGUAAACAUCAUUUUGCAUAUCGUUCUUAAACCAAAUCCAUCGACUAGAAGAAGUUCCCUUGCCCACAAAGUUGCGAGGUUCCUAAGAUGCUGUGUGUACUUCUUCAUGUCUUGCAUCCUAUUCCACGGAAUCAUCGUCCUUUAUGGAGCACCGCUAAUAGAGUCCGUCCUGGAGACCUUCUUAUUUGCCGUUCUGCUCUCCACAUUUACUACUCUGCAUUGUUUGUGCUUGUUGGGGCCAAACAUCCAAAUGUGGCUCAGGGUGUUCAGUAAAAAUGGGGCUAUGUCCAUCUGGGAUAACAGUCUGCAGAUUACAACCAUGUGCAGCGUGGUGGGAGCAUGGUUUGGAGCAUUUCCCAUUCCCCUGGACUGGGAUCGCCCGUGGCAGGUGUGGCCUAUUUCUUGUUCACUCGGAGCCACCUUUGGCUACGUCGCUGGCCUCCUCCUGGCACCUUUGUGGAUCUACCGGAACAGGAAGCAGCUGACGUACAAAAGCAGAUAACUGGCGCAAGGGGAAAAGGCGGUUGUGUCGUUGUGCCGCUCCUGUAAAGACUGCGCAGCAGAGACGAUGGUCAAAGCGGAAGGGCGGUCCAGACAGCUUCAAAGCAGUGUCAGCCUUCGCUCCUCCUCACAGCAUGGCUUGAGGGUUGUGGCAACGUGAUGAUGCAUCUGUCGCUUGUCCUAAAUUGUGUUACCCCUGAGAGAUGGUUCUUUCCUUCCAGUCUGAAUAAAGUAUUUGUAACAGA
This is a messenger RNA of Elgaria multicarinata webbii, 1044 nucleotides long. It is a transcript of the gene PIGF, whose product is annotated as phosphatidylinositol glycan anchor biosynthesis class F. Bases 141 to 800 code for a protein of 219 amino acids. Lineage: Eukaryota; Metazoa; Chordata; Lepidosauria; Squamata; Anguidae. The record is from RefSeq and is a predicted model, not a curated record. Gene Ontology annotation, cellular component: endoplasmic reticulum membrane. Gene Ontology annotation, biological process: GPI anchor biosynthetic process. The transcript has 6 exons.